UUAUCAUUAUUGUCAAUAUUAUUUAAAAGGUUUUAUGUAAAAUGGAAUUUUUUUUUGCAGGUAAUAUCUGUACAAACAACACGUUGUGGCUUUAUUCAUGUUUAUAUACAAGGAAAUCUAGAAAAUCGUAAUGGCAAAACAAUGGUUAUGACUGUACAUGAUGUUGGAACGAAUUAUAAAGCCUUUCCAACGCUUGACCAAAUCGGUGAAGAUUUAGUGUGCGUACUCGACAAACUUGAUGUAAAGACUUGUAUUGCAUUUGGUGAGGGAGCUGGAGCAAAUAUCAUAUGCCGUUUUGCUAUGUCAUCACCGAAUCGUAUUAUGGGAAUUUGCCUUGUCCAUUGUACGUCAACAACUGCUGGAAUUAUUGAAUAUUGCAAAGAUAAACUUAUCAAUAUGCGUCUCGAAUCAGGCGUAAUGUCUCAAGGCGCAUGGGAUUACUUAGCCAUGCAUAAAUUUGGAUCGAGUGAUAAAAAAGAAAAGCAAGCAUAUAUCGAAGAAUUAAAGAGUUGCUUAAAUCCUAAGAAUCUCAGCAAAUAUUUAUUUAGUUUUUGCAAAAGGAGCGAUAUAUCAUCACUACUUGGAAGCAAACUUGAAAAUAUGGAUGCAUUACUCGUAACUGGAGCUCGAGCUUCGCAUCUUCACACCGUUUAUACGACUCAUAAGUCGAUGAAUAAAAGGAAGACAACUCUUCUCGUUGUUGACAAUGUUAGCGAUGUUAUGGCAGAAGCUCCAGAGAAAUUGGCUCGUUCAUUAAUACUUUUGUGCAAAGGAUGUGGUGUUAUGUCAGGUGUUGCGAUACCCGGAAUGGAACGUCAACGAACAUUAAGCAGGUUCGAUGAAUUUUUCCGAUUUUCCAUAUCGAUUAACUAA
This is a messenger RNA of Dracunculus medinensis (Guinea worm), 873 nucleotides long. The record is from the annotation of a GenBank genome assembly. Lineage: Eukaryota; Metazoa; Nematoda; Chromadorea; Rhabditida; Dracunculidae.